Messenger RNA from Thermochaetoides thermophila DSM 1495, 3345 nucleotides. RefSeq lists its product as uncharacterized. Lineage: Eukaryota; Fungi; Ascomycota; Sordariomycetes; Sordariales; Chaetomiaceae. The transcript has 2 exons. Bases 1 to 3345 code for a protein of 1114 amino acids. The record is from RefSeq and is a predicted model, not a curated record.
AUGGCGGACAAGGGCUGCUCAGUACAACACCGUAACGGUCGGUCACCUUACGACAAUCAGACCGAUGAGAGCACCACGGGCAAGAGCUCUGUCACGUUGGCUGCCGUCCGACCGACUCACCAGCGCACUAUCACUCCUAAGGGCACGCUCUUUACUAAUCUUGGAGAGGCCCAUCAAGCCAUCACUGCCAAGGCAGCUUCACGGUCUGCCGGCAUUACUUCCCCGGAGACUGCUAUAGACCCCUUUGAGACGGCAUCCACCAUCUCGACUCAAUCGGAGUCGACCAUCAGCACGGGUGUCACUCGCAAACUUCCCGUCCCCAAGGGCCCGCGUCCGAUGCAGCAGCGUGUGCCUACUCCCUUUCAUAGUCCCUCUCUUACCCAAACUGCUAUCGAAAAACUGCCCCCUGUUCCGGCUAUAGCUACAGUUCAUGACUUUCGGUCAACUGGCAACAAUGACUUGGUCAAAGACAAGCCAAGUCAUGAAACUGAGACUUCAGCUGUAGUAUCAUCCAGUGAUAGUGACAGCACUGUUGGGAAGAUCUAUUCCCAGUACCUUCCUUCCAGCUCGGUUGAGCCUUCAUCAUCCAUUGGCGGUGCAGAGAAGUCAUUCAUGGAGUUGAAGACUGCUCCGGAGGUCAUCCAGUCGUCCACAGUUGCUCAAGAGAAGUCUGAGCCUGCUGCAAAGGAGAAAGCAGCUCCGGUCACUCAGACUCCGCAAACUAAGCGCAGAAAUAUCCCCAGUACCGUGCGUUCCUCGAAGACUCAGCAGAAAAUAUGGUCACCUCCUGGAGAACCACCCAAGAUUCCUCUUCCCGAAAUCCCGACUAAGCGCAAGAGUGCAAGGAACCCUAGCACUGGAGCUAACACUCGAAUCAGUCAGGCCUCAGCACACCAGUUAGCUACUCCAAGCUCCAAGUCCGAAGGGGUACUCAAAGCACUUGCUAGAGAAUCCAAGAGCAGCAAGCUUGUUGCAUCCCUGACCUAUUCUGACUCCUUUACCUCCAGCCCAAAGCCUCACAUCCAGCAGUCCACUACUUCACGGCUUGUGCCUAACAUGAAAGACAAUGACAAACGGCAAUCUGCUGCCGUGAAUAAGACAAUGUCAUCCACCAAGGUGCCUGAGGGCUCCCUGCACUCUGAGUCUAACACGCUAGCCAAUGACAAACACAAGUCGUCCGCUGUUGCCGACAACAAGGAUUCGAAGCAAGAGACUCAAGGUCAUCUCUGCAUUGAUCCGAGCAAUCUUUCCACCCUAAACCAUCUCAUCCCUCCUGACCUCUCGACUGCUGCUAUAUCCACAGAUUCUGAGGAAGACCCUUUCAAAUAUGACAACAUCAAGCUCACCCGUAACCGUGAGCGUGAAGUAAGCAUGGCUCUCCGAUGCCUGAGUGGCAUGAGCACAGCAUCUAUCAACUGCAACUUCGGGUCAUCUUCACCUUUUGUCAACCUGCAGUCUUCCUCUCCAUUUGCCGACGUCCAGACGUCGUCACCUCUCACACCACUCACUCCUCCUUGUGCGGCCAACGAGCAACCCCAGACAGCCAACCAAAAGGACCAUAGCAUCAACCCCUUCACGGCAAAACUUCAGUACUACAAGGCCCCUGAAGUGCGCUACAACUGGGAUGAAUUUGGUGAGCCGAACGAGGUCGAAGUGAAAGUUACUAUUCGCCCUCCUCCAACCCCAUGCGUGGAGGAGGAUCUUAAGGAUAGCAAUAAGCUACCCCCGCCUCCUCCCAACACACCUGUACUGGUGCCUGACCCUCAGAGCUCGAUGUCGCAAUCUAAGCUCACCCGCGAGUCCCGCACUGCCCGGCAUCAAACAAUCUUCAGCGAUGGUGCCGACUGGGAGACAGUUCCUGAUAGCAUUGGCCAAUUCGACAGCAACCGCGCAAUCGCGUCGUCGAGCUACCUGACCGAAAGCCAGAUUGGGAAGCCCACAGGGAGUAGCAUUGCUGACUACUCUGACGACGACAGCGACGUUCAGACCGCCCGCGAGGGUAUCUACUCGUCCACAGACCGCAUCCUACCCCAGCCCCCGCCGAGUGUCCGGACUCAUCCCCGUUACCCUCGUCUCAGCGAGACAGAGCGGCCAAUCUUUGUGCCCAAGCCGCGAAUUCACAAGGUCAACGGCUACUUGAACCCCGCACGCCUUUUCACUGAUCCCACAACCACUGCGAGCAGCGCGAAUACCACGCGCAGCAACUUCGUCGACAAAAUCAGCAACUCCAUUCGCUCUUGUGGCUUCGGCAAGCGCGACGAGUCUCGCCAUCCAUACCAGAAUCUCGAAGGCUCAGGCGACCUUGGUUCGCUCAACUCGUUCUUUUCUUGUGAAAUGGAGCCCCUCAAGGCCAAGUCGCAAACUGGCAACGGUGAUGCCGCUCAUACCAGUGGUAAACCCCUCGUUAGUCAGGCGGAGAUCAACCUGGGCUACAAAGAAAAGGUUGAUAAGUGGAAGCUGGAGACUCCCUCCCUUGGUCUUUCCACCACUACCGGUAACAAAGUCGGAUUUGCUUCCACGGAGCAUCGUAAGUCUGUUGAUGCUCGAUCGCCUACCCAAUUUGCCUUCCCGCUCAUUAGUUUGGAAGAAGCUGCGCGCCGAGAGGCCAUAAAGCGCUCUACCGAGAAUAGUGCUCUGAAGUCGACUACCGAGUCUAAGAUGAAUACUGCUACCGCCAACCCAAACGACAUCCAGAAGUCGGUCGCUACCAUCUCGAGGCCCCAGCCAGUCCAUAAGCGCGCGCUGAUCGGCAACAGCGCGAUGGCUGUCGGCAACAUGUACAUUAACGACUCGCAGGAAGCUCUUCUCCGUCCUGCGAAUGGCAGCGCAGAUGCGGCCAUCACCAAUCGCAAGAAACCGACCGUUCCGGCUCGCCUGAUCCCUUCCUACUCGACUCGAAGCGUUCUCGAGACAGUCUGCCCGUCUCUCACCGGCCGCGCAAGCCCUCAUGCUCGCUACGCAUUCCCUGAGGCUCCGCGUCUGGUGGCGCGUGAGGAGCGUAACCGCUACCGCGACAUGAACAUGACCACCGACCAGCCCGAGAUUGCCGCACUCGAGGGUCGCGACUAUGCCAGUGACAUCUACCUGUCUUGGGACGCACGUCGCCGUCGUCGUAACUACUUCUACGUCCUUUGCUUCCUGUCUGUCCUGCCCUUCAUGUUCCCUCUGGUCUACAAGGGCAUCAUGGAUGCCCCGCUCGGCUGGGUCACCUUGGGUGAGACUGGCUCCUUUAGUCGUCGGCAGCGCCGCAUCCUCACUUGGAUCGGUCUGAGCUCUUCUGCCAUCUGGCUCAUCGUCCUCUCGUCGGUCAUUGGCUGGGGUUUGGCUCACGCUACUAACUGGUAA